AUGCCUGGUUCCGAGUCUCACUCGGACUCAAGACGAAGGCCUUCUUCCACAUCUAUAACCGAAUCCAUCCUCCGCAUCUGGCGAGAGAAAUGUCAACCCUACGCGGCCGAUUACAUCGGUCUAGCCAUAAUCCUGCCCAUCUGGAUAUGUCUCCAACUCUUCAUCUACACGGAGCCCUUCCACCGCAUGUUUGCUCUAGAUGACCGACGCAUCCAAUACCCUCAUGCCGAAAUCGAACAUGUACCCGUACCCUGGCUCUUACUCUAUGCCGGUGCAUUUCCCUUUGCCAUUCUCGUGACUUGGAGUUUUGUGUUCUAUAAGCAAAAGCACCAUAAAACUCAUGUCACAUUACUGGGCUUUGGGAUCAGUCUGUUGGUCACUUUGUUCGUUACUGAUAUCAUCAAAAACGCAGUAGGCAGACCCCGUCCUGACUUGCUUUCCCGCUGCCAACCCGCCCCAAACACCCCCUUGCACGAAUUGAUAUCUUACACCUCCUGCACAAAUCCAAACCACCACGUCCUCCACGACGGCUGGCGCUCCUUUCCCUCCGGCCACUCUUCCUUUGCCUUUUCCGGCCUGGGCUACCUUUCCUUUUUCCUCAUAUCCCAAUUCCGCAUCUUGCAUCCUCGAGCUGGACUUUACCGCACUUUGGUUGCGUUUUCGCCUUUUUUGGGUGCUGCAUUGAUAGCGAUUUCGCGCUUGGAGGAUUACAGACAUGAUGUCUUUGAUGUGGUGGUGGGUAGCACCUUGGGUUUGGGGGUCGGGUAUGGGUGUUGGAGAAGAUGGUUUCCGGCGCUGUCGAGUGGAGGGUGUGAUGAGCCGCAUGCUGCUUUUGAGGAGGGAGGGGAGCAAGGGGUGUUUGAGAGAAUCAGAGAUGAGGAGGAGAUGCUGGGGCAGGGAUUCGAGAUGCAGGGGAGAGAUGGUGGCGGUUAUUUGGGUACUGCUGUGAGAUAG
Messenger RNA from Aureobasidium namibiae CBS 147.97, 954 nucleotides. Its product is annotated as PAP2 domain protein. Bases 1 to 954 code for a protein of 317 amino acids. The transcript has 3 exons. Gene Ontology annotation, biological process: phospholipid metabolic process. Gene Ontology annotation, molecular function: phosphatidate phosphatase activity. NCBI's taxonomy places the organism in Eukaryota, Fungi, Ascomycota, Dothideomycetes, Dothideales, Saccotheciaceae. The record is from RefSeq and is a predicted model, not a curated record.